Hypanus sabinus (Atlantic stingray) is the source of this 2308-nucleotide messenger RNA. RefSeq names its product inactive carboxypeptidase-like protein X2. NCBI's taxonomy places the organism in Eukaryota, Metazoa, Chordata, Chondrichthyes, Myliobatiformes, Dasyatidae. Gene Ontology annotation, biological process: proteolysis. Gene Ontology annotation, molecular function: zinc ion binding; metallocarboxypeptidase activity. Bases 29 to 2050 code for a protein of 673 amino acids. The transcript has 14 exons. The record is from RefSeq and is a predicted model, not a curated record.
GCUCCCGGCUCUGACGCCCGCCGUCGGGAUGGAGUCGCGGAUCUUCACCCUACUACUCGUCCUCCGUCUCCCGGCUCUGCUCCCCGGCGCGUCCAUCCCACCCGGGACGCCCGGCUAUCCAAAACCGUCCGCUCCACCGUCCGGCAGCGCGGAGACAGGGACUCAGAGCUUGAAUGUGGAGGCUCCAGAACUCAUUCCAGGGGACGUGUCAGAUGGAUCCACACAGCAGGAAGAGUGUCCCCCUCUGGGGCUGGAGUCACUGAGGGUGGAGGACACACAGCUGACAGCCUCCAGCUACCUGAGGGAGGGGCUCGGACCCCACCGGGGGAGGCUCAACAUUCAGGCUGGGAUCUAUGAGGAGGAUUAUUACGAUGGAGCUUGGUGUGCUGCUCACAAGGACACGGAGCAGUGGCUGCAGCUCGAUGCCCGGAGGCUGAUCAAGUUCACUGGAGUCGUCACCCAGGGCCGGAAUUCGAUCUGGAGUUGGGACUGGGUCACUUCCUACAAACUGCUCUUCAGUAAUGACACCUACAGUUGGACAGUCCACCACAACGGCAGCACUGACACCGUUUUCACAGCAAAUUCAGAUCCUGAGACGCCGGUGGGCGUUUUCCUGUCGGAGCCAGUUGUGGCUCGUUACAUACGCAUCAACCCGCACUCCUGGUUCCCCAAUGGCACCGUCUGUCUACGGGCUGAGGUCCUGGGCUGUGCUCUGACCGGCUGGACCAACACAUUGGUCGUGGAGCAGGAAACCUCGGACCAGCUCGACUUCAGGCAUCACAGCUAUGAGCAGCUGAGGGAGGUAAUGCGGCGAGUCCGUAAGGAGUGUCCGGACAUCAGCCGCUCCUACAGCAUUGGCCGGAGUGUCCGGGGCCGGAAGCUCUACGUCAUGGAAAUCUCCGAUAACCCUGGGGUGCACGAGCUCGGGGAGCCAGAGUUCCGGUACGUGGCGGGAAUGCAUGGGAAUGAGGUGCUGGGUCGGGAACUGCUCAUUCUCCUGAUGGAAUUCCUCUGCAAGGAAUAUCGGCGGAAAAAUCCCCGGGUGCGCCAGCUUGUCGACAGCACACGGAUUCACCUGCUCCCCUCGAUGAAUCCCGAUGGACAUGAAAUGGCCCACAAGAUGGGCUCCGAGCUGGCUGGUUGGGCCUACGGACGCUGGAACAUGCAAGGCUUUGACCUGAACCAUAACUUCGCCAGCCUGAACUCCAUUUUUUGGGCAUCUGAGGAAGCACAGACGAAUUCCAGACAUGUCCGCAACCAUUUCAUUCCCAUUCCCGAAUACUACAGAUCACCGAAUGCCACAGUUGCGCCGGAGACGUGGGCUGUCAUUAACUGGAUGAAGAAGAUCCCAUUUGUGCUGAGUGCAAAUCUGCACGGAGGGGACAUGGUAGUCAGUUACCCGUUCGAUCAAUGCCGCGAGGCAGGCAGUGACCACGAACCCAGCCCGACCCCCGAUGAGGAAGUCUUCCGUUGGCUCUCCUUUGCCUUCGCCUCCAGCCACCGGGGCAUGGCUGAGUACAACCGCCGCAUCUGUCACGGGGACGACUUCAUGCAACACAACAACAUCAUCAACGGCGCCCACUGGCACACCAUGGUUGGCAGUAUGAAUGAUUUCAGUUACCUUCACACCAACUGCUUUGAGGUGACAGUGGAGCUGAGCUGUGACAAGUUCCCCCACCACAGCCAACUGCCCAGAGAAUGGGAGAAUAGCCGGGAGUCCCUCCUCUUGUACAUGGAGCAGGUUCACCGGGGUAUAAAGGGUGUGGUGAAGGAUCACCAGGGCAACGGGAUUGGCGGAGCCAUCAUCAGCGUGGACGGCAUAAACCACGACAUUCGGACAGCUGCUGACGGUGACUACUGGCGACUGUUGAACCCCGGCCGUUACGAGGUGACAGUGAGAGCGGGGGGGUUCAUCACAUCCACCCAGUCCUGCUCCGUCAGUUAUGACAGACGGCCGACCAUCUGUGACUUCCAGCUGAGCCGCCGGCCCACGGGUGGGCGUGCACCCAGGGGGAGGGGGACUGUGCGCAGGAGGUCCCGGGUGCAUUGAGCCCCACCCACACAGGGCAGCUGGACUGUCCUGUGACCGCAGCAACCAUCUCCCCUGAAGCAAGAAGUCCCAAACCUUGGAUCCUGGUGCUCAGAGACAGGGGAGGCCCAUUCUGCCCAUUGAACCAGCCAUGGGCUAGGAGGUGCCUCUGACAUUAAAGAUCUGAGAUUGUUUAAGGUACUUUCCUAUACACAAGUGUAAGGAGAACAAAAUAAUAAAUAUCAAUACAUACAACAACCUAUAUACAUGGAUUGAUUG